Molecule: messenger RNA, 462 nt
Organism: Endocarpon pusillum Z07020
Lineage: Eukaryota; Fungi; Ascomycota; Eurotiomycetes; Verrucariales; Verrucariaceae
Exons: 1
Coding region: 1-462 (153 amino acids)
Source: RefSeq, a predicted model, not a curated record
AUGCCUAUGCCACGCCUCUCUAAGCUCUUUCUCCUCGCUUUCUUAUUCGUCCUGUCCGUCUCCACCGUUUCCGCCGCCGGCAGUAUCCACAACCAGUCCCCUUGGACCCUCAGAUACACCACCAACCCCUCCCCCAACACGCAGUGCACCUCAUGCUGCUACUUCUGGAACUGGCGCAACUCCUCCCCGCGCGGGCAGAUGUGCAGCUGCACGCAGCGCGAUCUGGCCUCCAAGGUCUCUUCUCCUAGCGGCACCGACGUCGACGGCUUCACCUUCGCAACGCGCGAUUAUUAUACAUCGGGCGUGUGGGUGAGGAGAGGCCAGUGGACCAAGUUUUCUGACAUUGAGACGAUAAGAUGUGUGAGCAAGGGCGGCGUGCCGAGGUGCUGCAAGACAGGAGAUCCCGAUUCGUACGGUUGCUGUUGGGGAGUGGCGCCGGGCCCGAAUGGGAUUGUUUGCUGA